Molecule: messenger RNA, 3980 nt
Organism: Syngnathoides biaculeatus (alligator pipefish)
Lineage: Eukaryota; Metazoa; Chordata; Actinopteri; Syngnathiformes; Syngnathidae
Gene: atg9a
Product: ATG9 autophagy related 9 homolog A (S. cerevisiae)
Exons: 20
Coding region: 416-2971 (851 amino acids)
Biological process (GO): protein localization to phagophore assembly site; autophagy of mitochondrion
Cellular component (GO): autophagosome; phagophore assembly site
Source: RefSeq, a predicted model, not a curated record
ACUUGUGCGUCCCACCCUUUGACAGACGACGCUAGCUCGCGAGCAACUUACCCAAAACGAAAGCUAACUGCGGAAGAGGGAAGGGAACAGAAAACGAAAACAAAAUCACUUGACUGCUUAAAUUCCUGACACCCACAUUCUGUCUUUUGUCCGGAAUUCGGCGGCUGUGUAAAGAAAAGGUCCGGGUUUUUUUGGGGGUGGGUGUGGAGACAAGGCUGGCCUUUUUGCUGUCAACAACAACAGCAAGACCUGAACCAGUUUAACAGCUCGACCAAUGUGCUCUUUGUUUACCUCCAAAGAGCGCCUUGAAAAAUUCGGGAAUGGUGAAUAUCCGCAUCUGGAGGUGACGCGUUGCACUGGAAUGGAGUCAGUAGCAGCGACCACGGCGACCCAACAGUGACGCCGCUUUCCCGCCAUGGCGCACUUCGACACGGAGUACCAGCGCCUCGAGGCGUCGUACAGCGACUCCCCGCCGGGCGAGGAAAACCUGCUGAUGCACGUCCCCGAGGGGGCUAAAUCCCAGUGGCACCAUAUCGAGAACCUGGACCUGUUCUUCCAGAGAGUUUAUAAUUUGCAUCAGAAGAACGGAUUCACGUGCAUGCUCCUGGGGGAGAUCUUCGAGCUGGUUCAGUUGCUGUUCGUGGUGGGCUUCACCGUGUUCCUCGCCAACUGCGUGGAUUACGACAUCCUGUUCGCCAACAAGUUUGUCAACCACACGGAUUCGUCCAAGGUCACUCUACCCGACGCUUUUGUGCCCGUGGACAUCUGCAGAGCGCGCAUCCGGGACAACCCCUUUGUCAUCUUCGUGCUGCUGAUCUCCGGGGUGUUUUGGCUCCACCGCCUGGUGAAAUUCAUCUACAACGUUUGCUGCUACUGGGAAAUCCGAUCCUUCUACAUUAACGCUCUGAAGAUGACAAUGUCGGAGUUGCCAUACGCAACAUGGCAGGAGGUUCAGGCCAGGAUAGUGGAAAUCCAGAAGGAACACCAGAUCUGCAUCCACAAGAAAGAGCUGACGGAGCUUGAUAUUUAUCACCGCAUCCUCCGCUUCAAAAACUACAUGGUUGCCAUGGUGAACAAAUCUCUGCUUCCUGUGCGCUUUCGACUUCCUCUAUUAGGAGACGUUGUGUUUUUCACACGCGGCCUCAAGUACAACUUUGAGCUCAUCUUCUUUUGGGGGCCAGGCUCUCUUUUUGAGAACGAGUGGAGCCUGAAGUCGGAGUAUAAGCGAGGAGGUAACCGUCUGGAGCUGGCCGACAGACUGGCAACGCGCAUCCUGUGGAUCGGCGUCGCCAACCUCCUCCUGUGCCCCGUCAUCCUAGUGUGGCAGAUUCUCUACGCUUUCUUUAGCUACACGGAGGUAAUAAAGCGAGAACCCGGUUCUCUCGGGGCCCGGUGCUGGUCUCUUUACGGCCGAUGCUACCUGCGUCACUUCAAUGAGUUGGACCACGAGCUCAUGUCCAGACUUAGCAAAGGCUACAAGGCCGCAUCCAAGUACAUGAACUGUUUCCUCUCUCCUCUGCUGACCGUGGUGGCCAAGAAUGUCGCCUUCUUCGCCGGCUCCCUCCUGGCCGUCCUGAUCGCGUUGACCAUCUACGACGAGGACGUGCUCGCCGUUGAGCACGUCCUGUCUUCGAUCACGCUGCUGGGCGUGUGCAUCACAGUGUGCAGGUCGUUUAUUCCUGAUAAGCACAUGGUGUUUUGUCCCGAGCAGUUGUUGCGAGUAAUCCUGGCUCAUAUUCAUUACAUGCCCGACCACUGGCAGGGCAACGCGCACAGAUAUGAGACGCGAGACCAGUUCUCACAGGUCUUCCAGUACAAAGCUGUGUUUAUACUCGAGGAGCUGCUGAGUCCAGUGGUGACUCCCAUCAUCCUCAUCUUCUGCCUGAGGAGGAAGUCGCUCGAGAUCAUCGACUUCUUCAGAAAUUUCACCGUGGAGGUCGUGGGUGUGGGCGACACUUGCUCCUUUGCCCAGAUGGACAUCAGGCAACACGGGCACCCUGCGUGGAUGUCCGAGGGGAAGACCGAGGCGUCCAUCUACCAGCAGGCGGAGGACGGCAAGACCGAGUUGUCCCUGAUGCACUUUGCCAUCACAAAUCCGCAGUGGCAGCCGCCACGCGAGACCACACACUUCAUCAGCCAGCUGAAGGAAAGAGUUCAGCGAGAGGCCACCGGGGCUCCCUCGGAACCUCAUCCGCUCUCGCUCUCAGAAUCUGAACCGAGGAGCCUGAUUGCCAAUUUUCUCGUGGCGCCUUCGGCUCUGGCCUCUGUUCAUUUGGGCCGGGACGGUUCGUUGAGCGGUCACACGGCGGCGGCGGCGGCGGGGAGCGAGGCGGUGGCGGCCUUGCGUUCACUUUCCCCAAUAAGCGGCAGUCUUCACCUGAGGGGCAGCUUCGGCGCAACUUACAGGACCGCCGGACACGCCUCCUCUAUAAGCAGGACCAUGGCCGGCUCCGGAACGGACGCCCGAACCGUGAGUUCCGGCAGCAGUGCGUGGGAGGCUCAACUCACCAGUUUGGUCUUGUCCGAGUACGCCUCCAUGGAGAUGAGCAUCCAUGCACUUUACAUACACGAGUUGCACAAACAGCAGUUCCGAGGCGACGCGCUCUCCCGCCACACGUGGCACAGGCAAGAGAGCGACGAGAGCAGCGACAGCGUCCCGGACGAGGUGAAGAGCGUGCCCGGCUCCCGCUACAAAUACUUACCGCGCUCGCACACAUUCCCUACCGCGGUGCCCAGUCCCGGCGCCAUCCCCUCUUCGGCUUCCGAAGGCGCCGCCGUCGGCACCGGUCUGGAAGGGGCGUCGUCAGAACAAGAUUCUUUAGGGACGAGGGGAAAGGUGACCAGGUCGGCCCGGGUGCCGAUGGGCGGCUGGGCAGAAAAGUCUCAGCCGUCGGCGUCGCGCUGCCACGGGUCGCUACCGGAGGACAGCUCCGAGGACGAGUUGCCGCCACACAUACACAAGGUUUGUUAGUUCGUACGUUGGAUCGACCACAGGGUUCCGUCCUUUCAGAGAAACCGAAACACACCACCCUUGGCUGGACCUUUCUCCUGGACUCGGAUGCAAAGAAGAAUUUAACGGCACAGACCCGGAAUUGAAUACUGCGGGGUGCAUUUGUCAUUCAAAUUAUCUGCGGUUGGGCAGCGAAUUGUAAUGUUCUAAAGGUUUUAUUCUAUGUUCUUUUACAGACUAAAAGGGAAUUUCUGUGGUUUUUUUUUUUUUUAAGAUUGAAUAUACACUACUCACAAAAAGUUAGCGGUAUUUGGCUUUCGGGGAAGAGUCCAGAAUGAAUCCAAAAUGCACAAUAACUUCUACAAAUGGAGCUUAAUUUCACCUGAAUGUUCAACUGUACAUUUUUUUUUCAGUGGUUUUUGCACAACUUCCUGUGCGAAUCACAGGUUGUUAGCGCUAUGUAAGGAUCCAUAAAUGUCUUGGUUUUAUGAGAAAUUAUUUCAACUGUCCUGUUAAAGUAUCUGCAAUACUGUAUACCACUACCGAUAAAAUGUGUACAGUGCAAUCAUGUCACACAUUACAUAAUCCAACUUCUGUGCUUGUUUUGAAAAAGGGAUGGGUAUGCGCACUUACUUACUAUUUUGAACUGUACAAAAAAAUAUUAAGGUCAUGGGAAAACAUCUCAGCAUACGUGCAUGACGAUCAUCCAUUCAUGCUAAGUGUUACUCCAUCAUAACAAUAACAGGAUGACUGGAAAUGUCAUCUAUUCACCAUUUUCGAUGCACUUUAAUGACUGGUAAGAAUUUCACUUCGGCCGUUUGCAUGUCCUGCUGAAUGUUUACGUUUUUAAGUUUUGUAAUUACGGUAUGUCACUCACUCACGAAUAGAGGACGUGCCAUGAAGUAGAAAUCAAAUGACAUGCUGUCGGUUCAAAAACGCAGGAGCGAACUUGUCUGUUGUUCAUUGUUGUUGUAAAAUAGUUUUGUACAAAUGUAAAUCGACACAUUAAAACUGUUUGUGUUGUAGCCUA